Colletotrichum godetiae is the source of this 863-nucleotide messenger RNA. RefSeq lists its product as uncharacterized. The record is from RefSeq and is a predicted model, not a curated record. The coding region runs from base 121 to 582 and encodes 153 amino acids. NCBI's taxonomy places the organism in Eukaryota, Fungi, Ascomycota, Sordariomycetes, Glomerellales, Glomerellaceae. The transcript has a single exon.
CAAGCCCAUUACCAUAAUAUUACCACGAUCAAGUCAAGCCACGAAUCUCAUCAGACUCCUGACCCCCAAACAUCUGAUUACCAUUUUCCCAUUCAGACCAAAAACCACCAGCCUUCAAAAAUGCAACUCAAGUCCCUCAUCCCCCUCAUCGCCUUGGCAACCCAAACCGCAGCCCUCGGCAAAGCAACAGUCGUGAACAACUGCGCAACCGAAGUCUCACUCUGGUCCGUCGGCGGCGACGUCCGCGCCGCGGGACCCCUCGCCGCAAAGGGUGGCACAUACAGCGAGACCUUCGCCCGGGACCCGACGACUGGCGGCCGGGCCCUCAAAGUCACCCGCGCGCGCGACGGCUUGUACACGGGUGCCCCGCAGCUCGUUUACGCGUAUAACUUGGACGGCAGCGGCGUGUGGUAUGAUUUGAGCACCGUUUUUGGGGACGGGUUCAAGGGGAGCAAGAUUGUUGUUGCGAGUCGGCUUGCGAGUUGUCCUGCUAUUGUGUGGGCGGGUGGAGUGAGUCCGGGGGGAAGUCAGGUUAAGGUUUGUACGGCGGAUCAGGAUGUUGUUUUGACGCUUUGUGCUUAGGGGGUCUUUGUGACCGAGAGAGCGGGGAGGAGGAUGGUCAUGUUGGUUGUGGGAUGAGAUGGGGCUUGAGGAAGGAGAGAGUGUGAUUACAUGCCUACAUAGUUUCAAUGUUUAAUGCUUGACCAACAUCCUUCCUAGAUCUUGCCAGGUUUUGGAGACAUAUGCUACAGCUUACACGACAUCGAUUGCCUCGACACCUUCCAGCCGGCUUGUACGUCAAAGAUGAUCACUAUUCACGUAGGAAACAGACGCUUAUGUACAUUAUCUAUGAUACAACCUAU